CGACGAAGUUUUACUAAAUUUUCUAAAUUUUCUAAAAAAAAAAGAAAAAAAAAAGAAAAAUGCGAUCCAAUUAUUUUAAGAUGUUUACACUAUUUAUAAUUAUUUUAUUAUGUAUUUAUCCUUUAAGUACAAUAACAGAAAUAAGAACGUUUUCACAUAUUGAAGAAAAAGAUUAUGGAAUAGAAACACCACCUAGAGUAGCAGAAAUAAAAUCAUAUGAUAAUAUUGUAAUAAUAAGAAUUGUUAGAAAUGAUACAAGUAAAUCUAAUUCAAUUGAACAUUGUAAUUAUGAUACACUUUUUUUAAGAAUUAUUAAUUCUGAUGGGACAGUAAUAGAAAAGGAUAUUAAAUUAGAAGGGGUUCAAAUCUUUAAUUUUUGUUCAAUGAAAAUGGGAAAAGAUGAAGCAGAAGAUCAUUUAAAAUAUGAAAUAAUUGGAAAGGAUAAACUUUUCGUAUUUUAUUAUAAUUCAACAGAUGAUAUAAAUGUUGAAGGAUGGGGAAUGACAAUUGAUUUUGAUGGUAAAGUGAUUGAUAAAAUACCUAUAGGAAUUUGGGGUUAUAAAGGAUAUCGUAGACUUUAUAGACUUAGAGUACCACGUAUACAAAUAAGUUUUAAUAUUAAUAAAGAAAAAGGAUUUAUUAUAGGGUAUAGACCAUUGCAAAGUUAUGAUUUUGAAUGGAAACAAUAUAAAAUAGAAUUAGAUGGAAAAUUUACAAUUUUGAUUAAUGGAAAGAUUCAAUUAGAUUCUAGAGCAAUAGUUGGGUAUGAUUCAUUAAUACCGACAGUUAAUGAAAGUUACUCUUUUAUUUAUAAAUUAAAUAAUACAUUCUCAAAUUCAUUAAAGGAUUUAAUUGUUGCAGAAUUAAUAGGGUAUAAUAAAUCUGAUACAGCUAAAGUUUUCCUUUAUCGAGGAAACUUAUUAAAUAGAAUACCUCAACCAAUAUCUUGUAAUAUAGAAUAUGUUGGAGUUGGACAUUCUUGUUCUUUACCUAUAAAAUAUAAUGAAAGUAAUUUUAAUCUUAAAAUUGGAUUUUUAUCAUCUGGGGCAACAAUUGCAAUAAAUAUUACGCCAAUUACUUUUCCUAAUAAUCAAAUUGGUUUUAGAUCUUGGAAAUUACAAAGUUUAUUAUUUGGUGGUUAUAUGUUAACAGAACGUGCAAAAAUUGGUAUGGAACAUAGAUUAUAUACUUACAUAUUUGCUGAGAAUGGUAUUUUAGGUUUAGAACAACCUUUACUGACAAAUUUAAAUUAUGCUUAUGCAAUAUUGCCAAAUAAUAGUAUCUUGGUCGCACAACAGGAAUAUAAUAAUACUUGGGGAUUUAAUAUGAUUAAAUUACCUAAAUUUACAAAUGAUAAUGGAUAUUUUAAUACAAAUAUAGAAUCAACAUAUCCUGAAAUUAAUUCCACAAUAUAUCCAGAUAUUAAGAAUAUUACAAUCAAUUUUUAUUAUCCAGUAAUAUUAUCUGAUGGUAGAUUAUCAAUAUUUCAAAUAAUUGAUCAAAGAAAAUUUUUACGACAAUCAACUUCUGGUAUAGAAUGUAUAUUAAAUAAUGAUGAUAAAAAAGUUAUUGUAAAUAUACUUAAUAGUACUUUUAGUAAAUCAGGAGGAAAUUUUUAUAUUAAAAUUGAUAAUAAUUUUGUUAAAAGUAGAAUUUAUGGAGAAUCUUUAUUAGGUAUAAGAGAAAAUGUUUGGAAUUUUAUAAUUGAAGAUAAUAAAUAUUCAUAUACUAUUACAAGUUCAACAGCUGUCUUACUUCGAUUAACUGUAGAAGGAUCAAAUAUAUUUAAAAAUUCUUCAUAUGAUGAAAAAAAUCAAUUCUUUAAUUCUUUAUUGGAUGAAUUGGCUGAUGCUGUUCAAAUAUCACGAGAUCGUCUUAGUAAAAAUGAUAAAGAUCAAAUUGAUCCUAAAUCAAAUGAUGGAAAACUUUUGAUUAAUAUAAAUAUUGAGAAAACUAAAGAUCCAUAUGAAAAAGAUGUUAAUUCUGUAAUUCAGGAUAUAAAUUACAUGAUGUCAAAUAAUGAUCAGACUCCUAUUGGAAAAGGAAAACUUAUUUAUUUGGAUUCUACUUAUGGCUUUAUUCCUGCUCGUAA
This is a messenger RNA of Rhizophagus irregularis DAOM 181602=DAOM 197198, 2092 nucleotides long. The record is from RefSeq and is a predicted model, not a curated record. Lineage: Eukaryota; Fungi; Glomeromycota; Glomeromycetes; Glomerales; Glomeraceae.